Molecule: messenger RNA, 863 nt
Organism: Rhincodon typus (whale shark)
Lineage: Eukaryota; Metazoa; Chordata; Chondrichthyes; Orectolobiformes; Rhincodontidae
Product: NEDD4-binding protein 2-like
Exons: 3
Source: RefSeq, a predicted model, not a curated record
ACUACAGACUCACAGCACAGGGUUGACUUUUAACUACCCUCUGGGGAACCCUCAUCCCGUGAAUGAAUUAAACAAGAAACACACCACCUGCCACUCUUAACUGUAUAGGGAAUCUGUGUCUGUAAUAAUUGAGGGGGGUGCGCCAUUUAAUAUCUGGGAUAGUGGUUUUUUUUCCAUCUAGAAGUGGGUUUAGAACUUGGUCUUGCACUGGCCAUUAUUGGGAAGAAAAAUGUAAGGGAUCAUUUUUUGAUAAUUUUACUGAUCACGAAAAGAGAUUACUUGAACUUUCAGAAAUCCGGUAAAUAUAAAAUGAUUGGAAAAGUAGUCUUUUAUUUUUGGUAUGGGGAGGUUUGGAACCAGAAACAGUCGAAGCAGCUGUUUCCUGUCCCUGAAGUGAAACUUCAGCUCAGCGUGGCUGAAUAUAAAUUAUCAUCAUGUGCAAGUUGCUCAUAACCAGAAUAAAGUUUGUACUGGUGUACGUAGCACGUUCAGAUAGUUCAGAGCAGUGAAAGUAUGUCUUGGAAACCAUAGUACAUUCACUGGAAUUGCAUUAACCCUUUGAUGCUGAAAGGUCAUCUUCAUGGCGAAAAGAUGAAAGAAGCCAACCACAGAGCUGCUGUAAAAAUUUUGAAGCAAGUGAAUGUGUCCUUACUUCCUCAAAAUGUUUUAGACCUGCAUGGCCUUCAUGUAGAAGAAGCCCAGUACCACCUGGAAAAAGUGCUAUUUGAGAAGAUCGAUGAAUACCAACGAAAAGGUGGUAAAUCUUACCUGACUGUCAUAACUGGAAGGGGAAGCCAUAGCCAAGGGGGAAUAGCACGUAUUAAACCAGCUGUUAUUGACUACCUCAAAAGCCACAACUUCAG